Molecule: messenger RNA, 1710 nt
Organism: Neurospora tetraspora
Lineage: Eukaryota; Fungi; Ascomycota; Sordariomycetes; Sordariales; Sordariaceae
Product: pre-mRNA-splicing factor CWC25
Exons: 1
Coding region: 283-1593 (436 amino acids)
Biological process (GO): mRNA splicing, via spliceosome
Cellular component (GO): U2-type spliceosomal complex
Source: RefSeq, a predicted model, not a curated record
GCCUGAGUACCGCAGCGAGGUCCAGCAGUGGCCGGGGCGUUUUCGCUGCCUUCUAAAAAUUGUCCCUUACAUCAACAACAGCCAGGCGCCUUGCCACUCGACAACCAUUUCCAUCUCCCAUCCUCCUCGGGCCCGACAAUCGCGAUUCUUAGUCGGCCUACAGAUCAUCAACAAUCCCAUCGCGUCUACCAUCUCUCGCCCGAUCAAUCGCCCGAUUUCUUCUAAUCUACCACAACACCACCACCACUCGCCCGCUGCAUCAGCAGCAUCAACACCGCCAAGAUGGGUUCCGGAGACCUGAACAUGAAAAAGAGUUGGCAUCCCCAGCGAUCGGGGAACGUCGCCGCCACACAAAAGGCCGAAGCCGAAGCGAUCGCCGAGCGCAAGAAGCUGCAACUGCGCCUGCAAGAAAUCGAAGAAGAGCGCCGCAAAGAAGAGAUCCAGAAAGCUCUCGAAGCCGCCGGCGGCAAGCGCAAGAUCGACCGGGUCGAAUGGAUGUACAGCGGCCCCACCGACGGCCAGGCCGGCGACUCUGCUGAGACCGAAGCCUACCUGCUCGGCAAGCGGCGUAUCGACAAGCUCCUCCAGGACAACGACACCAAGAAGGCGCUGUCGAAACAGCCCCAGCAAGAUCAUCUGUCGGCCGCGGGCCCGGCGUCAGUGGUGAGCAAUGCACGCGACGUGGCCACCAAGAUUCGCGAAGACCCCUUGCUCGCGAUCAAGAGGCAGGAGCAACAGGCGUACGAGGCUAUGAUGAACGACCCCAUCAAGCGCCGACAACUGCUCGCAUCUAUGGGCAUCGAUGACUCGCAGAUCGCCAAAAAGGAUGGAAAAGAUGAAAGACGACACAAACACCGCUCUCACCACCAUCGCUCGGACCGACAUAGGGAUCGCGACGACGACCGCGAUAGAGACAGAGAUAGACACUCCCGCCGACGCAGGUCCGACUCUCGAGACCGAUCCAGGAGCAGGAGCCCACGAAGACGCAGCGAUUCCGAGGAAGACCGAAGCAAGCGGCGCAGGCGAGACUCGCCCGACAGGACAAGGAGGCGAGAGCCAGAUGAAAGCAGAAGCCGGAGAGAUAGAGAUAGGGACGAUAGCAGGUCGCGAAGGCAUCGGUCCCCAGACCGCUCCAGAUCCAGAUCACCUGGCGGCCGUUCAUCACGAAGAAGGGAGUAUUCCCGAGAGCGUGGUGAAAGCGGACCGUCUUCGCGUAGGCCAGAUGAUCGCAGCCGUGAUCAGCACCGACCGCCACGCAGGGAUUUCACAAACAAGGAAGAUGACCGACCGAGAUACAAUGGCGGGCUUAAUAAGGGAGGCAGGCAGCAGCAGCCAGACGGAGACGACAAAAAGGCGGAGGAAGAGCGUGCCAAGAAGCUGGCUGCUAUGCAAGCGGCUGCCACCGACCUGGACAAAGCUCGCGAGGAGCGGCUCAAGGCCCUUGCGGAAGCGGAGCGGGCGGAGAGAGAGGCCGAUGAGAAGGCGCGCCAGCAGAAUAAGAAGUAUCGUGGAGGUGAUGCUGGGUUUAUGAGUGGCUUGCAUAGUAGGGCGGCUGACAUGAAGAUUGCGGACCGCAUGAAUGGGAGAGUUUGAGUGGGAGGAGUGUUUUCGUAUAGGUUCUUAAUGUUGAUUAGAUACCCGGUUAGAAUGGAUACAUCACACAAGCGUCGGAUAGUUAAAGGACAGCACUGGUAUUUCAGAUUGCGGACA